AUGGGCUUCGAGAAUGGGACUAAGCCCGCGGUGGUCUGCGUAUUCUGCGGCUCCGUCUCCGGCACAAACCCUCGCCAUAUGGAAGCCGCGCGCCAGCUGGCGCACGAAUUCCACAAGAACAACAUCCACCUUGUGUACGGCGGCGGCACAGCAGGCCUAAUGGGCACAAUAGCCCGCGAGCUGGUCAAACUAUCCGGCCCGCAGGCCGUGCACGGCGUGAUCCCCCGCGCAUUAGUAAAGCAAGCGCGGUCCGGUAAGGACGCGGAACGAAUCAUCCCAGCCGCUACUACCAAUGGAACUACUACAAAGGCGAAGGAAUCUAUGUUUAAGGAAUCCGAGUACGGGACGACCACGAUUGUGGCGGAUAUGCAUGCGCGAAAGCGGCUUAUGGCGACGAAGGUGCAGGAGGGAGGGCCUGGGUCUGGGUUUGUGGCGUUGGCGGGGGGGUUCGGGACGAUUGAGGAGGUGAUGGAGAUGACGACGUGGAAUCAGUUGGGUAUUCAUGGGGCUGGGGUGGUGGUGGUUAAUGUGGAUGGGUAUUGGGAUGGGGUGUUGGCGUGGGUGAGGAAGGCGGUGCAGGAGGGGUACAUUGGUGAGGAGAAUGGGAGGAUCUUGGUGGAGGUGAAUGAUAUUAAGGAUGUUUGGCCGCGGUUGAAAGGGUAUAGGGUUAGUAAUGGGAGGAUGAGGUUGAAUUGGGGGGAAGAAUAA
Aspergillus niger is the source of this 708-nucleotide messenger RNA. RefSeq lists its product as uncharacterized. Gene Ontology annotation, cellular component: cytosol. The record is from RefSeq and is a predicted model, not a curated record. Gene Ontology annotation, molecular function: hydrolase activity, hydrolyzing N-glycosyl compounds. Gene Ontology annotation, biological process: cytokinin biosynthetic process. NCBI's taxonomy places the organism in Eukaryota, Fungi, Ascomycota, Eurotiomycetes, Eurotiales, Aspergillaceae. The coding region runs from base 1 to 708 and encodes 235 amino acids. The transcript has 3 exons.